Haliotis rubra (blacklip abalone) is the source of this 1395-nucleotide messenger RNA. RefSeq names its product hornerin-like. Lineage: Eukaryota; Metazoa; Mollusca; Gastropoda; Lepetellida; Haliotidae. The record is from RefSeq and is a predicted model, not a curated record. The transcript is spliced from 4 exons. The coding region runs from base 1 to 999 and encodes 332 amino acids.
AUGACUGAGAUCUGUCCCCACUGUGGAGUGGGGUUCAAGCGUCUGGCAUCUCACGAGUGGAGGUGCAAGGAAAAGAAAACAUCAUCCAGCCUCAAGUCUGGUUCCUCAUUCAGUUCCAGCACACCCUCAUCAUCAGUGGUUGGCAGUUCGGGAACUGGGCGACAUAACACUCCACAAGCAGGUAACAGUUCGGGAACUGGGCGACAUAACACUCCACCAGCAGGUAACAGUUCGGGAACUGGGCGACAUAACACUCCACCAGCAGGUAACAGUUCGGGAACUGGGCGACAUAACACACCAUCAGCAGGUAACAGUUCAGGAGCUGGGCGACAUAGCACUCCAUCAGCAGGUAACAUUACCGGUGCCUGGCGGCCUACCGCACCAUCGGCGGAUAAGAGUUCAGGCACCCGGGGACACCCCAAACCAUCAGAUACAUCAGGGAAAAGUACAGCAGGGCGAUCCAGUGUAUCGGACAGUGGUAGAAGACACAGCGACCCCAAACCAGCUGAAAUAGUGGUCAAGAUAUGUCCUGACUGUGGCGCCAACUACAGACACAAACAUGAAGUCUGCCAUUCUCGUGGGUCGGGGAAGCGGGAAGAUAAAGCUGCCUAUGACGUGAAGGAAGUGUGCCCUGACUGUGGCCGGUCGUAUAAAUACAGCCACACGGUGUGUCGAGGGAGACAGAAGUCAAGUCCUGUCAGACAUCACCGACUGAUGAUUCCAAAUCGGCCAAGUGAUCCAACCAAUCAACAAUCAACACGUCACAACCAUACGUCAAGACUAGGACACCAGGGGAAACAGGCAUAUGGAUAUAAGGACUAUCUGGAUGAAUCUGAAGGUCUUGCUGCUGCUUUUGAAACAAGUGUGAAUGUGAAAGAGACACAUGCAAGACGCCCCAGGAGGAACAAUGCCUGCUACAAUGGUGGUCUGAGUGAUGGAGACGCCUUGGCUGCUGCCUUUAAAGCAAGUCUCAAUCUGAAGGAGGAGGACCCAUGGUAGACUGACAUGGGGCGAUAUCACCAUGGAAGACCCGACAUCAGGUCAUAUGAACUAAACUUUUACCGGAACUAGAAUUGAAGAUUGACAUCUGCCUGCAUCAUGGUCAACACGGAGCUUGAACAACGACACCAUUCUGCAUCAGUAACAAGUACCUGCGGGAGCAAGAAAUGUCUGAUUCUUCAUCCAUUCUCUCCAUGGGAUUUCUCAGUUCAACCACAGACACACAGACCUUCGCUAAAACCAUGACUUUGUUGUUUAACAAACAAUAUUCCAGCCUAUGGCGGCGGUCAAUAAUUAACAUCAGUGAUCAACAUCAUGAGCAUCGACCUACGCAACUAGGAUACGAUGACAUUUCCUGCUAGAGGCAUAUGUUUAUAUUAUUAUUAUUUUUAUAGG